Molecule: messenger RNA, 3202 nt
Organism: Arabidopsis arenosa
Lineage: Eukaryota; Viridiplantae; Streptophyta; Magnoliopsida; Brassicales; Brassicaceae
Source: the annotation of a GenBank genome assembly
UUGUGUUCCCGUCUACAAGAACCACUUUGUUGCUUGCUUUUCGAGCAUCGUCGUCUUCUUCAAAUUUUGUUUGUUGCUUGCUUUUGAAGCCGGCCUUUGAUGGGUGCGGCAGAAUCUGGAAUCGAUCGGAAGAGCUUUGCUUAUGGAUUUUGAGUUUUUUCUGUGAAUGAAUCUGUGUUUGUUAUGGGGAAAAAUACCGACGCGGAGCAGAAUCUUCCUGUGAGCGACGGAGCUGCUUCGGCUAGGAAUAACGGAGGAGGAAGAAGCAGUUGUUGUUGCUGCGAUUGGAUCUCUAGCUACUUUAGUCUCAGAUGCGUUUUGAUUCUUGCUUUUUCUGCUGCUGUGUUUCUCUCCGCCUUGUUUUGGUUACCUCCAUUCCUCGGAUUUGCAGAUCGAGAGGAUCUAGAUCUCGAUCCAAGGUUUAAAGAUCACAGAAUUGUGGCGAGUUUUGAUGUUGGAAAACCAGUUUCGUUCAUGGAGGACAAUUUGCUGCAGCUUGAGAACGAUAUCACCGAUGAAAUAAGCUUUCCCAUGACCAAAGUUGUGGUAUUAGCGCUUGAACGAUUGGGUGAUCUUAACAGAACAAUGGUUAUUUUUGCCAUUGAUCCCGAGAAGGAGGAUUCUAAGAUACCUGCCGAAAUAGAGAGUCUGAUCAAGGCAGCUUUUGAAACACUGGUCCAGAAGCAGUUGUCUCUCCGUUUGACUGAAUCCUUAUUUGGGGAACCAUUCUUUUUCGAGGUGCUAAAAUUCCCUGGAGGAAUCACUGUGAUCCCUCCCCAGCCUAUAUUUCCCCUGCAGAAGGCGCAACUUCUCUUCAACUUCACAUUAAACUUUUCGAUUUACCAAAUUCAAUCAAACUUUGAGGAACUCGCUAGCCAGCUGAAGAAGGGCAUAAAUCUGGCUCCCUAUGAGAACUUAUACAUAACCUUGUCGAAUUCCAGAGGUUCAACAGUGGCGCCCCCUACUAUAGUUCAUUCUUCUGUUCUGCUUACAUUCGCGCCAACCAAACACUCACCUUUACCCCCGAGAAACCCGCCUUGUCCUUACGAGCAGAGGAGACCUAAAGGAAACAAUGCUCUGAACCAUCAUACUGCACCACCAACGCCUGCACCACACCGGUCUCAGCCACACCCACACCCACACCCACCAGCACCAAACCCAGCUCCGCCACGUCAUCAUGCCAUACCAGUAUCUAGUCCACUUCCCCACGUUGUAUUUGCUCAUAUCCCACCUCCACCAAAAAGCAGCCCAGAACCAAAACCUACCGGCGAAAAAACUCCCUCACCUUCUCCAACCCCAUCUUCUGCGAGCACUGGUCCAACCUUGAAAAAGGCAUCAUCUAAGCUCCUUGUAGUAGUAGCCGGUUUUAGCCGAUCUUCACAAAGAUGCAGACUCCAAUCUUUAACCAACCUUGACUUCAACUUUCUUGAUUUCAACACUGAACAAACCAAUCUCCCUGCUUCUUCACAUUCCUUGAACCACCGAAGUAUAUCUACUCCAUGCUUCUCCAUAUCCGGUAGUAAUCUAGAUGGCUCUACUGCUCCGCGCAUUGAGAUUCUCGGUGGUCAAAGAGUCCCUACUGUACGCGCCCUUGUAGCUGAAGUAACCAUAGCUAUGGUUUCUGGAGCUCAACCUCUGCUUUUACCAAGUGGUUUAGGAGGUGCUUAUCUCUUGCAAACCGGAAAUGGUCACAACAUUGCGGUUGCAAAGCCAGUCGAUGAAGAGCCUUUAGCUUUCAACAAUCCUAAAGGUUCUGGUGGUUUGACGCUCGGACAACCAGGCAUGAAACGGUCAAUCCGCGUUGGUGAAAGCGGAAUCCGUGAAUUGGCUGCUUACCUUUUAGACCACCAAAGCUUUUCCGGGGUUCCACCAACUGCAUUGGUCAGAAUCACUCAUGUUCCGUUCCAUGUCAGUGAUAGUGAUCACGCCGCCUGUAAAGUUGCUUCUUUGCAACGAUUUGUGGGUCAUGACUUUGAUGCAGGAGAGCUUGGAUCAGGAAGCUUCACGGUUGGAUCUGUCCAUAGGAUUGGCAUACUUGAUGUGAGAGUUUUGAACCUUGACAGACACGCUGGAAACAUGUUGGUGAAGAAGAUACAUGACCAAGAUGAGAGUACUUGUUCUAAUGGAGUUGGAGCCGCUGAGCUUGUGCCUAUAGAUCAUGGUCUUUGUCUACCUGAAUGCCUCGACGAUCCUUAUUUCGAAUGGCUUAACUGGCCUCAAGCUUCGGUGCCAUUCACUGACACUGAGCUUCAGUAUAUAUCAAACUUGGACCCUUUCAAAGACGCAGAGCUUUUGAGAACCGAACUAGGCUCAAUACAGGAAUCUUCCCUGCGGGUUCUCAUCGUCUGCACGAUAUUCUUGAAACAAGCUGCUGCUGCAGGGCUUAGUCUUGCAGAGAUAGGCGAGAAGAUGACUCGGGACAUCUGCAGAGGGGAAGAGAGUAGUAGUGUGUUGGAGAUUAUUUGCAACAAAGCAAAAGCAAGCGCGGUUAGUGGAACUGACGAUGAUGAUUAUAGUAGUGAAUGGAAUGAAGUAGAAGCAGAGCUAGAGUGUGGAAUUUUUCAGUUUGACGAUGAAGUUGAAUGCAAAGAGCUUCCAGAUAUGUUACAAGUGCCUUUAUUUACAAGAGUUCCAUCCAUUGCUGCCAAUCUAUCUGCUCUCAUGCGGUGUCCACCAAACCAGUGGAUUACUACAUAUGACACUAACAUAGGAGAGGACAGGAGAGAUCGGAGUAUCGUGAGGAGCAAGAGUCACCCGAUAUGUGUGAAUUAUGAUGAGAAAGAAGGUGUUUAUUUUGGGGACAUGAGUGGAGAUGAAUGGGAGAUGUUCUUGCAUAAUUUCCAGAUGCUUUUGCCAGAAGCACUUGAAGGCUCAACAAGCAAGGGACCAAAGCCAAGAUUUGGAUCUUCCUGCAAAUUCUAAGGAAACAAUACUAAACAAGAGAAAGAUGAAAUUUCGAAGGUUAAGAUACAUAGAAAGCAAAUGGAAAAUGAGACGAGCAAGCUAAGGCCGUCCAAUCCAAAUUACUUGUUAGCUUCUUCUUUCUGAUUUCUUUAUUGUAUGAUGUAUCACUUCAUUGCUAUUUGCUAAAACACUAAGUAUCAUAAAUAUCUACAAGAGAAUGAUUGGUGUAACUGAUCUCGUGUGAUUAUCUUGUUCUAUGUAAGUUCUUGUUGAAAGCUAGUAAAAUUACAGAAUUCAC